AAUUACUUGUGCUGCACCUUCUCUUCUUCAAGAAGAAGAUUUCUCUCUUGAGUUUAUAGCUUGCUGCAAUGGAGAUGGACAAAACCACUGCAGCUCUAGAGGCCAUUAACAAUGAAACUAUUGAUCUGGAGAAUAUCCCUAUCGAAGAAGUUCUUGAUAACCUGAAAUGCACAGAAGCCGGUCUGAGCUCCGAUGAGGUGGAUAGACGGCUGGAAGUGUUCGGUCACAAUAAACUUGAAGAGAAAAAGGAGAGUAAAAUACUCAAGUUUUUAGGAUUCAUGUGGAAUCCUCUUUCGUGGGUUAUGGAGGCAGCAGCUAUUAUGGCCAUUGCUAUUCCUCAUGGAAAGAAAAACAGUGUUGAUUAUAGCGAUUUCAUUGGCAUUAUGGCUCUUCUUAUAGUCAAUUCAACUAUAAGUUUUAUAGAGGAGAACAAUGCUGGGAAUGCAGCUGCAGCUCUCAUGGCUCGCCUCGCCCCCAAAGCCAAGGUUUUACGCGACUCGAAAUGGAAGGAGGAAGAUGCAGCAGUUUUAGUUCCGGGAGAUAUUAUUAGCAUCAAACUUGGAGAUAUAAUUCCCGCCGACGCCAGAUUACUGCAAGGAGAUCCCUUGAAGAUUGACCAGUCGGCUUUAACCGGCGAGUCGCUUCCGGUGACCAAGCAUCCCGGAGACGGCGUCUACUCCGGGUCCACGUGCAAGCAAGGCGAGAUCGAAGCAGUCGUGAUCGCCACCGGAGUUCAUACUUUCUUCGGAAAGGCAGCUCAUCUCGUUGAAAACACCACACAUGUUGGCCAUUUUCAGCAGGUCCUGACAUCCAUCGGAAACUUCUGCAUCUGCUCCAUCGCCACCGGCAUGGUGAUCGAGGUCAUCGUGCUCGCAUGCCAGAAAAGGAAAUUCCGCGACGCCAUAGAGAACCUUCUCGUGCUGUUGAUCGGUGGGAUCCCCAUCGCCAUGCCCACGGUGCUGUCGGUGACCAUGGCGAUCGGGUCCCACCGCCUCUCCCAACAGGGCGCCAUCACGAAGAGGAUGACCGCCAUCGAGGAAAUGGCCGGGAUGGAUGUUCUGUGCAGUGAUAAAACCGGCACUCUAACUCUCAACAAGCUUACGGUCGACAAGAACAUCGUUGAGGUCUUCGCAAAAGAUGUUGACAAGGAUAUGGUUGUGUUAAUGGCUGCAAGAGCUUCAAGGUUGGAGAAUCAAGACGCUAUUGACUGCGCCAUUGUUUCCAUGUUAGAUGAUCCUAAAGAGGCACGUGCCGGGAUAACAGAAGUUCACUUCCUCCCUUUCAACCCGACUGACAAGAGGACUGCACUCACCUACUUAGACACUCAUGGAAAAAUGCAUAGAGUCAGCAAAGGUGCUCCAGAGCAGAUUCUUAACCUGGCAUAUAACAAAUCAGACAUUGCAAAGAGAGUGCAUUCUAUCAUUGAUAAGUUUGCUGAGAGAGGCCUCAGAUCACUUGCUGUUGCUCGUCAGGAAGUCCCGGAAGGAAGCAAAGAAAGCCCCGGUGGGCCCUGGGAAUUUCUUGGCCUUCUCCCUCUCUUUGAUCCGCCCCGUCAUGACAGCGCAGAGACUAUCAGGAAAGCUCUUGAUCUUGGAGUUAGUGUGAAAAUGAUUACAGGUGAUCAACUAGCAAUUGCUAAGGAGACUGGACGGCGACUUGGAAUGGGCACCAACAUGUAUCCUUCAUCAUCAUUACUCGGUGACCACAAAGACUCCUCGGCUGCGGCUCUGCCGGUGGAGGAACUCAUCGAGAAAGCCGAUGGAUUCGCCGGCGUCUUCCCAGAGCACAAGUACGAGAUUGUAAAGAUCUUGCAGACGAGGAAGCACAUCUGCGGGAUGACAGGGGACGGAGUGAACGACGCGCCGGCGCUGAAGAUCGCAGACAUAGGCAUCGCAGUUGCGGAUUCGACGGAUGCUGCUCGCAGUGCAUCCGACAUAGUACUCACUGAGCCGGGGCUGAGUGUCAUCAUCAGCGCCGUCUUAACGAGCCGCGCCAUCUUCCAGAGGAUGAAGAACUACACAAUAUAUGCUGUGUCCAUUACUAUACGCAUAGUGAUGGGAUUCAUGUUGCUCACAGCAUUUUGGAAGUUCGAUUUCCCUCCGUUUAUGGUUCUUGUCAUUGCAAUUCUUAAUGAUGGUACUAUUAUGACAAUAUCAAAAGACAGAGUGAGGCCGUCUCCAUUGCCCGAUUGUUGGAAGCUGAGUGAAAUUUUCGCGACUGGGAUCGUUCUAGGAGCUUACCUUGCUCUAAUGACCGUUAUAUUCUUCUAUUUAGCCUAUGAAACAACCUUUUUCGCGAAACAUUUCCAUGUAGAAGAUUUCAGCCAGCACGUUGGCGAGCUAAUAGAUGAGAGCUCCAAAGAAUUGAAAGGCAAGUUAUCAUCUGCUGUGUACCUUCAAGUGAGCACCAUCAGCCAAGCCUUGAUUUUCGUCACUCGCUCCAGAGGAUGGUCCUACACCGAGCGACCCGGUCUGCUCCUCGUCGCCGCCUUCAUCGUUGCACAACUGGUUGCAACCUUGUUAUCUGCGGAGGUGACAUCUGACAUGUUUGGGGUGAAGAAAAUCGGGUGGGGAUGGACUGGUGUGAUCUGGUUGUAUAAUAUUCUGUCGUACAUGCUGCUUGAUCCUAUCAAAUUUGGAGUCCGAUAUGCUCUCUCUGGCAGAGCUUGGAAUCUCCUGCUUAACCAAAGGACUGCGUUCAACUCCCAAAAGGAUUUCGGAAAGGAAGCUCGAGAAGCAGCAUGGGCGGCGGAACAGAGAACCAUCCACGGGCUGCAAUCGGCGGAGACGAAAAUGUUCAGCGAGAAGAACGCGUCGAGGGAGAUGAGCAUCAUGGCGGAGGAAGCCAAGAGACGCGCAGAAGUUGCGAGGUUGAGGGAGCUGCACACACUCAAAGGGAAGGUGGAGUCGUUUGCAAAGUUAAGGGGGUUAGACAUUGAUGUCAACCCACACUACACUGUCUGAUCCAACUUCAUUUAUGUUACUUGCUCAUUCAUGCUAUUCAAGAUACACUCAAUAACACCAUAUGCAACUCCACUUGCAUAUAUGUAUUUCUAUCCAAUUAUAGACCGCUCUGUUUUCGUUUUCAUGGUUUUUUUAUGAGACGUGAAGUCAAGUAAUAUUGGAGCAAGAGAUGGACCGAAAGUAGAUGGAUUAAUAGUUGUAACACUAGGAAGAUGCGUUAGCUACUUUGGUUACCACGUUGUUGCAAUAUUUGCUUUUCAUUGUUUGUGCAAAUCUGCGGAAACAUAUAUAAAUAUGCAGUUUUGCAC
This is a messenger RNA of Salvia miltiorrhiza (redroot sage), 3271 nucleotides long. RefSeq names its product ATPase 11, plasma membrane-type-like. Lineage: Eukaryota; Viridiplantae; Streptophyta; Magnoliopsida; Lamiales; Lamiaceae. The record is from RefSeq and is a predicted model, not a curated record. The transcript is spliced from 17 exons. Gene Ontology annotation, biological process: proton export across plasma membrane; regulation of intracellular pH. The coding region runs from base 69 to 2963 and encodes 964 amino acids. Gene Ontology annotation, cellular component: plasma membrane. Gene Ontology annotation, molecular function: ATP hydrolysis activity; P-type proton-exporting transporter activity; ATP binding.